This is a messenger RNA of Monomorium pharaonis (pharaoh ant), 3287 nucleotides long. Its product is annotated as putative odorant receptor 92a. Gene Ontology annotation, molecular function: odorant binding; olfactory receptor activity. The transcript is spliced from 4 exons. The record is from RefSeq and is a predicted model, not a curated record. Gene Ontology annotation, biological process: detection of chemical stimulus involved in sensory perception of smell; sensory perception of smell. Gene Ontology annotation, cellular component: plasma membrane. The coding region runs from base 1534 to 2376 and encodes 280 amino acids. Lineage: Eukaryota; Metazoa; Arthropoda; Insecta; Hymenoptera; Formicidae.
AACGUAUGCGAUGAAAUUAUUCUUUAUAAAUUAAGAAAUCUUAAGAAACUAAAAAAAAUAUAUCGGACAAUCCUAUUAAAAACAGCUUAAAAGUUGAAAAUUGUAAUAAAACACGCAUGACAGCAUAAAAACGGCAUAAUUGAAAUGUGCAGUUAUUCCUAUUUUUCAUUUUUGGAUUAUAAUGCGAAUAAAUGCAUCCCUUACAUUUACGUGAGUAAUUGAUACUGUUGAAUAGAUGCAUAUUGAUUAUCCUGCAGAAACUUUCGAUCGUAUAAAUUAUUAUUAAUUUAUUAAUAAUUUAUUUGCCAAUAAAUGCAUAUGGAUUUAUGAUUAUCAACUAUAUGGACAAAAGAAAUAUAUACAUUUUACUUUUCCGAAUUUAUUAAUAUAUGCUUCAUAUAUUCUCUUAUGUAACCUUCCGAGGUCCCUUCCCUAUUUCGUUUAUUUUUAACUCAAAUAACGGAACGUUCAAUGACGUCAGAUUAGCCCUCUCUCUAAUACAAUAUCCCUGUAAUAAAAUCGAAAAUCACUUUGGAAGAUAGAACUUACUGUCACCUUCUUAUUACCUUCUUACUUUCUACACGUUCAUGAUGACAUGAUUACAUGAUUACAGAAUAUUCGUAACUACAUCCUAUUCUCCUAAGUCACUGGCGUAGAAUCUGAAAUAAUCCUUGAUCUCCUCGAUAUUAGAAUUAUAUUAACUGAAGGACGUUAAUCAGAAUAUAUAAAUAAUAUAAAAAUGAUAUGAAAAUAUAACAUACAAUUUUUUUAUAAACAAUGAUAAAUUCUUCUUGCAUAAAAAGGCGCACGAUAUUUCACAUAGAAAGAGAAUAAUGCAUUUUUCUUUUCCCAUCGAAAAGGGGAAGCAAGUCGACAUCUAUGCACGCGAGAAGUUUGCACCCGCCCGUUAGCAAGAGUUUCGAACUUCGGGCAUUAUGCCACCUACCAGAACGAUACCCGGUCGUUAUCUGUCGUUCAUGCGAUCGAAUCACGAGAAUUGAGGGGAAUAAAAGAUUGGCAGUUUCGAAAUUGCCACAUUCGAGAUUGGCACAUUAUAGACCCUUCGUCGGACGUGAGCGAUGACGGACUUCCGGCUUUUCCGCAGUCGCAAAAAAUCAAGAGCCGCGAUCACAUCGUCCAAUCGCACUGACAGUCGGAUCGACAAAAAGAAGACAUGGAACAUCAAGUGUACGCUGAUAAGGAAUACGACGAUUUAAUCAAGCCCAUCAUGAUAGUCUCCAAAAUCGCUUCAUUCUGGCCUUUGGAGAGAGAUCAUUCAAUCAGCAUGAAGCUGUUCAAGACUUGUCACGUGUUCUUUUUCUUUGUUCUAGUAUGUUGAAUUAAUAUCUUACGUAAUUAGAUACACACAAAAUUUCAAGAUAAAAAAAGAAAAUUUAUUUCUCUGUUAGUAUUAAAAUCUUUACAAUUAAAUUUCCCUUUUUUCAAUAAAAAUAAAUUAUUAUUAAAUUCUCUUAUAUAAUAAAAUAAAAACUGGAAUUAAAUAAUUCAAUUUACAACGUAUAGUUCACCAUAAUGUGUACCUCCAUAAUGGCUGAAAUACUUCACAACUUUAAUAAUUUGGAUGAAGUGACGGCGUGUGGUUUAAUGCUAAUUAAAUUUUCUCUCGAUGUAAUACGCCUUAUCAUUUUCUCGACCCAUCAAAAAGAUAUGUCGUACGCAGUCGAGACUAUGAGAAAGGAUUGGACUUGUUCAUUUCAAGAAAACAGAGCUAUUCUAAAGGAGAAGUGCCUUUUUGCAUUCUGGCUUUCAAAAUGUUUUAUAAUUAUGGUACUUGUAACCGUAAGUACAAUCACAUGUACGCCAAUCUUAGAGGCAUAUUUUCUUGGAAAGAAAAAGAUCUUUCCUUACCGUGGAUAUUACUUUGCCAAUCAAACGGUCUCGCCCUACUAUGAGUGUUUCUACAUCUUCAAUAUAAUAGGCGGCACUUUCGGAGCUAUGAUGAUACUCGGUGCGACUACUUUUUAUCUUAUCGCAGUGACACAUGGAUCAGCAAAAUUCGCGGUACUACGAAAGAAUUUAGAGGCAAUAAACACCAAUAAUCCCGAUGUUGACGAAGCAAUGGUUAACUGUAUUAAGGAACAUCAAGAUGCUAUUACUUUCGCGGAUACGCUUGAAAGAAUUUUAAACGUCUUGGCGUUAGCGCAGUUUCUUCUCAGCACCGGUUUGGUCUGCUUCGCGGGAUUUCAAAUUACUUCGAUGAUGAAAAACAAAGAACGCUUAAUAGAAUACUCGAUGUUUCUGAACUCCGCCAUCCUCGAGCUUUACAUGUUCAGUAUCAGCGGAAACGCGUUAAUAGACGAGGCGAGUAUUUUAACAAUUACCUAUAUUAUUCGAUCGAUCUAUAAAGAUCGAUAAUCAAAUAGUUAUUUUAAUUAUCUAUAAUUAAUAAUUGGUUAUUUUUUAUUGUGAGUUAAGUCAUUAGUUAGGAUCGUCACACACAAAAUGUAUAGCUGCGUAUGCAUAGCAUAAGAUUGUCUGGGCCAACCAGCAUCCAAUCGAUACUUAUGUUAUGCUCUGUAAGUUAAUAUGACGACUUUAUGGCGAUCAGUUGUUCAUUCAUCGAAAUAGUUAUGUUAUGUCAUAUGCUAUGUUCUAUACUUUCCUGUGUGACAGGUGUUAUUGCCAAAAUAAACCAUAAAAAUCAUUAUAAAAUUAUAGAGCAAAUUAACAGUAUGACGCAAAAUUAGCUUUUUUUUUGCAAAAUUUAUGUGUCUUAUUAGUUCACAUUAUAUAUCAUAUAUGUAAGUUUUCGUUUGACGUGGAUCAUUAGAUAUCACGUAUCAGAUUGCAUGUAUAUUGCAAUUGCACAAGUUUUAACGAGUAAUGGAAGACUCAAUGCACGAUAAUCGUAUCGACCGAUUACCAACGCAUGUAUCCUCAUUAGUAUACAGUUCGUUGAGCUUACAAUCGUCUGUAAUUAAUUUACGGCCAACGCUUGUAACGAACCAGAGCGAUGCCGUGGGCGAGUCGGCUUACUGCAGCCGCUGGUUCGGCAGCACUUUCGGUCGCAACUUGCAGAUCAUGAUGAUACGGUCGAAAGUUCCUUCCAGGAUCACCGCCGCGAAGUUCUACAGUAUGUCCCUCGGAAGUUUCUCUCGAGUGAGUGGAUUAUUGUGUCAAACAAUAUCUAAAUUUAAUUUUAGGUAAUAUAUGCUAAGAGAUCUAAUUAUAAUUAUCUAUACAAUGCUAAAACAUUUACUGAUAUUGGUACACAAUUUUUUCUAUAAAAGUUUCAUAUAUAAAAAUCAAUUAAUUCUUCAAAAAUC